CCAGACCUAACUGUUUGACUUAUGUUUUUUAUGGUUUCAAUGUUUCAAUUGUAAAAUAACCCAAUUUAUAGGCAAAUAGAAAAGCCAAGUCGAGUCAGUUCAGCAACAUGAGUCGGCAGCUGACGUUCCAUCUGCAAGCUCCCGAGGAGGAAGAGUUCCCAGCGGAUCUGGUGGAGAUUAACCUGAACCCCAACUGCGGCCAGGUCAAGCAGCAAUCUGCCCAGGCUCUGGACCAGUUGCUCCUAUCCACGCCCCCUCACAGGGGCUAUCCAUACGGCUAUGCCGAGGAGUCGGAGCCGGACACCUACUUCUGCCGGAAGAGCAACUCCACGGGGCAGCUGGCCGAGAAGGUAUCACCUCCGCCGCCGGCGGCCACCAACAUCAGUUGCCUUCGACAGAUGUACUGUCCGGAGUGCCACGAGCGGUUGCACGAGCAGGGAGUCCGGCUGGAGCGACUCCUGACCAUGUGCUGCUUUGCCCUGCUGCCCAUUUAUCCCUGCUGCCCGAGACGAUCCGCCAACGACUGCAAGGUCAUCUGUGGCAAGUGUGGCUACCUCUUGGGGGCAUGGAAAAGACAAUAAGGAGAGGGGGGUGGGGGUUUAUCGGGCU
Molecule: messenger RNA, 609 nt
Organism: Drosophila gunungcola (fruit fly)
Lineage: Eukaryota; Metazoa; Arthropoda; Insecta; Diptera; Drosophilidae
Exons: 2
Coding region: 108-581 (157 amino acids)
Source: RefSeq, a predicted model, not a curated record